Hirsutella rhossiliensis is the source of this 867-nucleotide messenger RNA. RefSeq lists its product as uncharacterized. Gene Ontology annotation, molecular function: protein dimerization activity. NCBI's taxonomy places the organism in Eukaryota, Fungi, Ascomycota, Sordariomycetes, Hypocreales, Ophiocordycipitaceae. The transcript has a single exon. The coding region runs from base 1 to 867 and encodes 288 amino acids. The record is from RefSeq and is a predicted model, not a curated record.
AUGCCGCAGAUCUCACAAAGUCUCGAUAUCUAUUGGGAUUUGGAAGCUCUCCUUGAUGAUGUAGUCGAAGGGGUUGGCGACUUUUCAGACCUUGAUAUGUCCAUUCGAAACGCCUUCUCGAAGGGCAAAGCAAAACACGUUACAUAUAUGAAGAAGCUUGACGAUCAAAUGAUGCUAUUCGCAGCUCACAUCCUGGAUCCGCGUUAUAAAACUCACCAACUAGAAAUGAUGAUACCGGAUCAAUACUCUGAGAUUAUGGCUAAAGUCAAGAAGUAUUUCAGAACGGAGUGGCCGGAGCUAGCAACAUUGGAUGCCACAAACUCAUCUAUGAGCCAAUCCAGACCAGCUGAGCGUCCUCAAGGAGUCUCCAUUGCGCAGUGGAGAGCCAUCCAAAUGAAGAAGGCGAAGGAGGCGGAGGCGGGCGCGGCGAUCCCUAUUUCGGAGCUUGAACGGUGGUUUGCAACUUCCCGAAUAGAGUUCGACGAGUCUAUUGCAAAGUCUCCAGACUUCUUACGGAAGUGGUGGAAAGAACACAAGGAGGAGUGGCCACUUUUGGCUGCGGCGGCGCGUGAUCUCCUCUCUGUCCCUGGCUCUGAAGUUGACGUGGAACGCCUCUUCAGCGGUUGUAGAGACGAAUUCGGUAUCCGCCGUCACGCUUUGAAGGCAGAUACAGCGCGAGUACUAACACUUCUACGGAGUGCUUAUACUCAGGAAGAUAAGAUCGAUCAGGCGUUGAUCAAGGCGGCCAUGGAGUAUGACAUCUUGCCCUUCGCUAAUAGUAUUAUUUGGAGACCAGACCACAUUCCGGGAAUGCUGGUAAAUGGUAUGAAUAUACCCUCAUUGUUUGUGUAUGUGAAAGGCCUCUAG